Molecule: messenger RNA, 2332 nt
Organism: Drosophila sulfurigaster albostrigata
Lineage: Eukaryota; Metazoa; Arthropoda; Insecta; Diptera; Drosophilidae
Gene: GstT4
Product: glutathione S-transferase theta-3
Exons: 4
Coding region: 270-992 (240 amino acids)
Biological process (GO): glutathione metabolic process
Cellular component (GO): cytoplasm
Molecular function (GO): glutathione transferase activity
Source: RefSeq, a predicted model, not a curated record
GAAAAUAGCAGUCAUAGAUAGAAGAUAUUCGUGUAUUCGUUUCAACCAGUCCAAGUGCGCAGCAGGGUGCUGAAACUAGUCACAGGAAUUUCUUUGAUUUCAAAUUGAACUUUUUUUUGUUGUAUACAUUAUUUGUAUUUGAUUUACAUAAAAAUACUAUCCGCUAUAUUCAGUGUGUCGUGAAUUGUGCCCCAGAGAAGUCGUCACUUCGCAAGGAAAAGCAAAAAUUCAGUGAUCCUAAAAGCGCAAUUGAAACUUGAAACCACAAAAUGUCGCAGUCAUUGAAGUUCUAUUUUGAUUUCCUAAAUCAAUCCAGUCGGGCAUUGUACAUCUUUCUGGAGGCAUCGAAAAUCCCUUUCGAGGCGAUUCCCAUUUCCAUGGUCAAAGGUGAGCAUUUGACGGGUGAAUUUCGUGAUAAAGUCAAUCGAUUCCGCAAACUCCCCGCUAUUACGGAUCACGGCUAUCAAUUGUCCGAAAGUGUGGCCAUAUUCCGGCAUCUGUCACGCGAGAAACUUGUGCCAGAACAUUGGUAUCCUCGUCGUCAAUUGGGACGCAGCCGAACCGAUGAGUAUCUGGCUUGGCAGCAGACCAACAUGGAUGUGGCUUGUACCGAUUACUUUCAGCAAAAGUGGCUAAUUCCGCACCUGCAGAAAACGCGUGCAUCCGACAAUGCGCUUAAUGUGGCUGGUAAGCAUUUGGAUGGCGCACUCAACGACUUUGAGCAAUUAUUCCUGAGUUCGCACAAGUUUAUUUUGGGUGAAAAUAUUUCAUUUGCGGAUCUAAGCGCUAUUUGUGAAAUUGAUCAAACCAAAAGCGUUGGCUUUAGCGCCUUCAAGAAUCGCCACAAGCUUUCACGCUGGUACGAUCUUGUUCGCGAUGAGUUGGGACCUUAUUACAAGAGUGUUCAGGAGCAGUUUGAUGCGGCUCUGAAGCAGAGCAAUCAGCGGGAGCAGCGGCAAGGAGAAGUGCAAGCUCAGGCCUUGAAGCAGUGAAUUAAAGUGGGGAAGAAGUGUGGGUUAUAAGUUGUUAUUUUAAUAUUAUUUAAAAGAAGCAGACGUGGAGCAGCAUCUUCAAAACGAUAAUAGAAAUUAUUCUGAAAUUAAUUAUUAAUAUUAUUUCCCCUUUUUCGCAUUAACUUAAUUUGUAAGUACUCUCGUUAAUUGUUGCUCUAUCGUCAGUCUCAAAUUGUUACAAAAUAUUAAAUGAAACAAUCACUUUUCAUUUUAAUAUUUCUUUAUUUGUGUAUUUUAUUCUUAUAUUAUUAUUAUUUUGUUUUUUUUGUCAAGUUAUUGUUUAAUAAGUUGUUUUUACAUCAAUUCAUUUUCGCAUUUUCAAAUGUAUAUCUUGAAUGACCAUUUAUUGCACAACUUGUUUUAGUUCUAUAGCUAAGAAUUAGAUAAGCUACAAUCAAUUUCAGGAAUAUACAGUCAGCCGAAAAAAACGAUUUAUACAUUUCUGACGUAAUAUUAUUAUGUUCUUUCUUUUGCUUGUUGUAAUUAAUUCAUAUCAUAUAUAUUGUACGUAUAAUAUUAAUACAAAAAAAAAAGUAUUUUUAACCAGUAAAGCAUCUUAUAAAAUAAUACAAAAAAUGUGCACUUAAAUUAUUCGUUCAGAAUGCGCGCAAUUCACAUUAAAUUCCCGAAAAUGUCAAAUUGUGCAAAUCUAUUAUUAUUUGUUUAUAUUUUCAUGUCAGUUUCUAAACAUCACUGCAUUGUUCACCAAAGAAUUUGAUGAACUCAGCUCGUGAUGGGAAUAUUUGUUGGGCUGACUGACGUUCAAAUGAAAUUUAGUUAUUUUAGAUCUUCAAUGUUUGUGAUUGCAAUUUCGAAAUAUAUACACAUACACAUAUUCAAUUGUUUAUUAGCUAUGCUCUCAUCAUAAUUCUUAAGCUUGUUCGAAAUACAUGUCGUCGAUUAAUUCUUCUGUUGCACAUUAUCAUUAUUGAUUGUUUACAUAUUUUUAUCGCUUUUUUUUCAUUUUUUUGUUUUGUUAUUUUUUGAAAGGCACUGCUGCAUUGUAAUUCGUCACUUUUAUCCAUAUUAUUAUAUAUUCUGUUCAGAUCUUAUUUAUUUUUGUAUAUAAUACUUUCCACUAUACUUAAAAUUGUUUCCGGUUUUAUUCUCUCCAUAGUUUUUAGGCGGCUUCUCUGUCGGUUUUCUGUCUGUCACCAUCGAAUGUGCAACAGUGAAUGUGUGUGUUGUAUUAAAACUGUUUAGAUUAACAUAUUUGUUUAUUGUAGAUCUAAUGUAAUUAUCUCAAUACCCUACAAUAAAUGUGUAAUAAAAAUGUUCUAGCAACAAUUUGGAGUGUUUUCUGAGAGCACUCUAUUGCA